This is a messenger RNA of Rangifer tarandus platyrhynchus (Svalbard reindeer), 348 nucleotides long. The record is from the annotation of a GenBank genome assembly. NCBI's taxonomy places the organism in Eukaryota, Metazoa, Chordata, Mammalia, Artiodactyla, Cervidae.
AUGCCCACCAAGAAGGACACAGAGUUCUUAGUAUCAGGCAGCCAAGACUUGGCUUUAGGUCAAGGUGCCAAGCCAUCCAGGAUGCCAGGAAUGUGUGCUUGGCCCCUCUGUAGGUUCCAAAUUGCCCCAUCUCUGAUUCUGUUCCCUGCAUUACUUUCCAACCUGAGAUCACACGCGUCUGAUUGUUCCCUCUACUGCAGUACUGUGAGGAGUGCCCAUUUAGUGACAGUCCUGCCAAAGGCUGAACACACUGUUGCUUUCUCUCUUGUGUCAUUUUUUCCUGAAGCCUGUUUAGCAAAUAUUUUUGUCUCCUGUUUAACCAUAUACUUGCCCAUAGACAAUUCUUAA